CAUUAUCUUCCGAGAAUUGUUUUUAUUUGAUGCUCACAUAGUCUAGCCGUUGGUGAGCCGUAGAAAUUAUUUUCGACUUUCUGUGAUCAUGUGGGUGUUGAAAUUGUUUUAGAUGUGACAAUUAUGUUCUGUGUAAUGUUCUUUCACUUUUUAAGUUAGUAAUUGUGCCAAAGUAUUUUACGACGCAAAACUUAAUACAUUUAUAAAGAAACGGAUGUACAAUUCUGCACAUAUGCCCCUUGACGAGGCGAAGUUGUUGAUCCUUAUAAAAGAACUGAUGAGAAUCAAUGCUUGCCAGUUGAAUUUUCAAGACAUAAUAGACCAAGUUUUCGAAAACCCUUUUAACAUACAGCAGCUGAGCGUCUCGCUCGAUGAAGCCGCUUCUCAGCUUGCUAAGAGGAGCAGGAACAGGCGCCGAUUCCUCAAAAUAGUCCAAUCCCUCAAAAGGAGAAACGUGUCUUACGUCUUGUUUCAAUUCCUCAAGAUGUUGAUGUUACUUUUGCCCGAAGACGAAACGUCGAAAGCUGGCUCCAGCUCUGAAUGUUAUAUCAUGAAUCAGAUAGCGUCUUCCAGCACGGACAGCUCUCCGUUCAGCACACUCGGAGCGAUAGGGAAUCGGUCGUUAUCUGCCAACUGGGACUUUGCAGACAACUAUAUUUUAAUAGACCGGCUAGCGUACGAGUCGCCGGCCGCUCAAGAGAAACAGUUGAUCGAAGACCUGCUGAAUGCCUUCUUCGGCUGCAGCGGAGUUUAUAUCAAGCCGAAUCCCCUUGAAAACCGCAAAAGCGUGAGGACUUUUCGAAUCAGCGACAACCUCUGCCCUUCGUUAAAAGCGAUCGCUGAAAAACUGCUGCCACUCGCGUCAUAUUAUUCCAAGAUAAUCAGGUUCGUACAGGACAACCAGGAACUGCACUGCGGUAGGGUGAAUCAAGCUUUGGCCGAUCAUUUAAACGAGUACCUCCUACGCUUUUCCCAACUGGUCCUCCAGUUAGAGGAUAGUUUUUUUGAAGGGAGCUUAAGACUGACCCAUCUGUGGCUGACUUUGACAGAAAGUAUCGAUAUUCUGAAAGUUUUGAACAACAUCGUUUCCUGGGUCGACGAGUCCAGAGGCGGUGAAACGCUGUCCGCCCUCCACGAAGGUGUUCGGAAAUCCAUGGCAGAUCCAAACGCUCAGAACAUAAGCUGCUCGGCCACAGUGGCUGCUUCUCGUCCAUUUCUUGAAUCGCUUACGACUUGGAUAAAAAAAGGAAUCAUUUUCGACCCGUACCAUGAGUUCAUGAUUGUGAGAGACCAACGCGCCAGGUAUUCCAACGAUUGGGACAACGUUUUCAAAUGCGACCUCGAGUGUACACCGUCGUUUUUGCUGACCGUUCACAACAGCAUCCUCAUCGCUGGUAAAUACCGAGAUGCUAUAAGAAAAUGCGAAUUUGAUAAAAAUCAACCGGAGUCCAUUCUCGAAAACAUGGCCUACGACUUUUUGAACCCUAAAUAUUUAGAAAUCAUCGAACAGUCUUGUGUCUCGGCUAGAAAGUGUUUCAUGAAUCUUCUCAUCAACGAUUACAAAAUACUUACAAGACUCAGAACGGCCAAAGCCCUUUACACGUUGGAAUUCGGAGAUUUGUUUUACAACAUAAUCGAAAAUUGCCUAGAGGAACUUAACAGGCCUUACAAAGAAAUAAGCACCGCCUACUUGCCAGCUCUCACUUUCAACAGCAUCGAAACAUCCUCGGUCCGGGGGCUGCCGUUUUCCGACCAAGCGAUAUUGUAUCUAGAGAAACGGUCGAUACUGUGCCGGAUGAACAGUUUCUGCAAGGCCAAAAGCGACAACAGCACUUCCGAAGAUGGGCUUUCCGGUCUGGACGCGAUCACGCUCAAAAUGAAAAACGACUGGCCCGUCAACGCGAUCCUCCACGACUCGUCGAUAAAAAGCUACCAAUUGCUGUUCCGGCAUUUGUUUAAAAUCCACUACAUCUAUACCAAUUUGUCCAAAGUCCAUUUGAAAGCUUACGAACUCACAAAGCACCAAUGUUAUCUCAAACACUCCAUGUUGGUCUUCGUCUCGAACUGCCUUUCUUACAUGACGCAAGAGACGAUAGAAGUCUACUGGACCAACUUUUGCAACGCUUUCAACCAGUUUAACUACGUCGAAGAGAUCAGGUCCGCUCACGACAACUACCAGUAUCUGUGCAUGGGAAGCUGUCUACUCACCUCGGCGGACCACUACUCAAAGCUGUCUCGUAUUUUGGACGUCUGCACGGCGUUCACUGAAGACUGUUCCGUCGAACACGAGGCGGAAUUUAUCGAGGCUUUGGACGACCUGGUCACAGCCCUUUGCAGAGAGACGAAUCCGAUUCUGCAGAAUUUCGCCUCCCUCCUUUCUCCGAUAUUUUACCACUAUGAUCCAGCUUUCAAUCCGAACUGCGAGGGACCCGAAACGACCAACACUUUGGAAGAGCGUUGAACUACACUAAACCUCAACAAUUUGUUUCUAGAAAUUUUUAAAAAUUGGCUACCUAAAAAUAGGCUAAAUAAACGCUCCAACGUGUUAACCUACCCUCUAACUAGAGGGCCAAACUAAAUAAACAUUUUUCCAAUUUAAAGAAAUCACAUGCUUUUGCUUCUUUUUGUUUCAAAAUACUUCUACAACCGAUUUGUUCACGAUUUAUCAAUAUUUCUGACAAAAAAAAGCAUAUGUUUAUCGAACAAAGUAGUUUACUAAAAGGCUAUUGCAAGACAAUUAUUUAUAAAUGAAAUUCUGUUAAAUGUGUAGCUUAAUUAUAUCUUCCCUGUCUGCCUAACAGACAAAACUAGCAAAAAAAGGACCAGGUGUACAAAGAUGUUCUCAUCACCUUGCUAAACUCACCACAAUGCUUAACAAAGUUGGCUCAAAUGAUUAAAUAUUUUGCCAUACAAAAAUAUUAUUGAAGGUUGUUA
Messenger RNA from Cimex lectularius (bed bug), 2934 nucleotides. RefSeq names its product gamma-tubulin complex component 2-like. Gene Ontology annotation, cellular component: centrosome; spindle pole; equatorial microtubule organizing center. Gene Ontology annotation, molecular function: microtubule minus-end binding; gamma-tubulin binding. The transcript has 2 exons. The record is from RefSeq and is a predicted model, not a curated record. Gene Ontology annotation, biological process: spindle assembly; mitotic cell cycle; cytoplasmic microtubule organization. Lineage: Eukaryota; Metazoa; Arthropoda; Insecta; Hemiptera; Cimicidae. The coding region runs from base 215 to 2461 and encodes 748 amino acids.